Chaetomium fimeti is the source of this 1625-nucleotide messenger RNA. Its product is annotated as batten's disease protein Cln3. The record is from RefSeq and is a predicted model, not a curated record. Gene Ontology annotation, biological process: regulation of intracellular pH. The transcript is spliced from 2 exons. The coding region runs from base 157 to 1530 and encodes 457 amino acids. Gene Ontology annotation, cellular component: vacuole; membrane. Lineage: Eukaryota; Fungi; Ascomycota; Sordariomycetes; Sordariales; Chaetomiaceae.
UGGAACCCGAACGUCAUCCUCCGUGAACCAUCACGACACAGCGCACUCACGUCCCGACAGCGGCCGCAUUGCCGCGUCCCAUGCCAAACCAAAUGGCGGCUGGAAUACAGCGGUAGACAUUUACUCAUUUAUUUCCCAUACCUACCAAAACCAACCAUGAAUCGCUCCCCUUCUUCCUCGGGCUUGCUCCCGAUGCCUGGCGCCCCAUCCUCGUCAUGGGCUCUCUACCGCGCUCGCCUGUCCAACUUGUUUCGCAGCGCCGACGUCUCGGUGGUAAUCGCCUUUUGGUUGUUUGGCCUAAUCAACAACAUCCUCUACGUCCUCGUCCUCUCGGCCGCCCAAGACCUCGUCGGCACCGCCGUGCCCAAGGGCGCCGUGCUGCUCGCCGACGUGCUGCCCUCCUUCCUGACCAAGCUGGUCGCGCCCUACUUCAUCCACCGCGUGCCCUACGCCGCGCGCAUCGCCGUCUUUGUCGCCCUCUCGUGCGCGGGCAUGUUAGUGGUGGCGGCGGCGCCCCGCGAGGGGGCGGUCGGGGUGAAGUUGUUGGGGGUAGUGCUGGCGAGUCUGUCGAGUGGCGGGGGGGAGCUGAGCUUUUUGGGGCUGACGCAUUAUUAUGGCCAUGUGAGUUUGGCGGCGUGGGGGAGUGGGACGGGGGGGGCUGGGUUGGUUGGGGCGGGGCUGUAUGUGGUGUUGACGGGGUGGAUUGGGUUGGGGGUGAGGGGGAGUUUGCUGGUGGGGGCGCUGCUGCCGAGCGUGAUGGUGGUUGCGUUUUGGGGGAUCUUGCCGAGGGGUCCGUUGAAGGGGUGGAAGGGCGGGUAUGAGCAGGUGGCGGAUUCGGAGCAGACGGCCGAGGAGGAGGGGUUUGAGGACGUGCCCGCGGGUGCGGCCUCGGCCGGGUUGCUCGCGCCGGGACCGUCCGUGGCGGCUACCGCGUAUACGCAUCAUGAGGGAAGGAUGGGGAAGGCGUCGUUCUGGGGGAAUGUGCGGCGGGCGAGAGCGUUGUUUUUCCCGUACAUGCUGCCGUUACUGCUUGUGUACGUUGCCGAGUACACCAUCAACCAGGGUGUGGCGCCGACGCUGUUGUUUCCGCUGGACCAGUCGCCCUUCUCCGAGUUCAGGGAGUACUACCCGUUCUACGGCUUCCUCUACCAGCUCGGCGUGUUCAUCUCGCGCUCGUCGACGCCCUUCAUCCGGAUCCAUCACCUGUACCUGCCGUCGUUUCUGCAGGUCGCCAACCUCGUCCUGCUAACGCUGCACGCGGUGCUCAACUUCAUCCCGUCCGUCUACCUCAUCUUCGUCGUCAUCUUCUGGGAGGGCCUGCUCGGCGGCGCGGUUUAUGUCAAUACCUUUGCCGAGAUCAUGGAGAACGUGCCGGCGGAGGACCGCGAGUUCAGCCUGGGGGCCACCUCGGUCAGCGAUAGCGGAGGCAUCUGCAUCGCUGGUUUCUUGGGUAUGGCCAUGGAGGUGUGGUUGUGCCGCUAUCAAGUCAGCCAGGGGCGUGAUUACUGCCGGCGCAUCGAGUCGGGCUGAGAAUUUUCAAGGUUUAACAGUUUAGAAUGUAUGAGUCUGUACACGGCCAUGUGGUGCAAUGUUCACGCAGACAUGGGGAGCCGGGAGCAUAGACC